UGUUUAUUUUAUUCGGCGCUAUGCUCCGACACGGGCCGAGCCUUUCGACUCAGUUUUAACGCGCACGUUUUAUGAAACGACAACUAUGCGUCGAUGUUCGCUCGCCGGCGAUAAUAAUUAUUCAUAUCGGAACCGUCUCUAGCGACCGAAAUAGCGACGCGGUAAACAAAUUCGCGAUUUUAUUGCCCGGCCCUCAUUGUAACAAGGUGUUUUUUUCUUCGAUAUUUACAUUUUAUUUAUUUUUUUCAUAACCUAUUCGCACGCUCGCCGGUGGUUCGGUUGUCUCCGCGAAUCUUAAUGGUAGUUAAUCAUAGUUUAUUUUUACCGCGCAACGUGUGUUAAUAAGUGGGGCCACUUGUCGUCGUUUCUUUUAUUUCGCCAUAGUGUUUGAUUAAAACUCUACAAUUGAAUUGCGGAAGCAAUUUCGGCCGUGAAAAUAAUGUUCGCGAAUUUGUAACGCGGUGAAGAAGACAGUAAGCAUGAAGACUCAAUAAUAAUGAUUACUAUUUCAAUUUUGAUUAACAACUCCGAUGAGUAAUGAUAAAGAUAAUGAUCGAGUAGAAGUCCUGUUUUGACAGUUUUAAAUUUAAAUGUGUUCGGCGCGCUUUUGGAAGUUUUGUUAAUUUGAAGUAAGUUUUGGCGGGAACGCGAAGUGCUAAGAAGUAGGCUGCACAGAAAGUUUGGAAAAGUGUUAAGUACACAUCGGAUGCUGGCGAGUGUUUUUUCAACGCGUUUUCGAGGCUAAGCGCUAGUUGUUUGAACAAGUGUGUUUUCUAAUGGAUUUAUUUUGAGAUUGUAUUCAAAACAUCGAGGCUGGCCUGCGUCAGUCUGUUCGAGAGUACUGAAGUGGCGUGCCGCAGGGCAUCGCGCUAGGUCCAAUACACUUUUAUUGUUUUAUGAAGUGAAGUGAUCUGGGAUCAGUGUUUUCUGGAUGUGUCUCCAAAGGGAUGAAGACUAUGGUGACAACUUAGAUGAAGCGACACCAAUGGUGCAACUACCUCCAGUGGGUCCGGAGUCGGCACUGAAUUCAAACCCGGGUGGCGCCGCGAAGCCGCCGCUCAUUAACUCAUUCGAGCUGGACCGGUGUUUGGACCGGGAGGAGUCCGGCAGGUGGGGCGGCGAGGCGGCGCGGCGACGCCGGCGCAGCUCGCCCCCGCGCCGCGCCUCGCCCCCCCGCGAUCAUGAGCCUCUCGCACUUGCACGGGCCUCAGCACCAACAUCCCCGCAAGGGUCAGCGCACUCGAGCCCGGCGCCCGUGUCACCGGCAGGGAGCGCGGGCGCAGCCGGCGGGGCCCGCUCGCCACUGCCCAUGGUGGCUCCAGACCUGCUGGCUAUGCAGCUGCUAGACCAGCAUAAACAGCUCCAAGCGUUGAUGAAGCAGCGCUUGUUCCAUCAGCAUCAUAUGCAGAAACAGGUACCAGAAGAAUUGAAAUAUGGGUUCUCGGAGGCUGCUAAGCGUCAGCUGGAGCAGUCGCGGCUGCAAGAACAGAUCAAUCUCAACAUCUUGUCACAAUCUCAUCUGCCGCCGCCAGACACUUCACCAGGUUCCCUGCAGCAACAGCUGGGAGCCCAGCAACAGCAACUGGUUCAACAGUUGCAGGCGGUGCAACGUCAGUACCUGAUGCAUGGACCGUUGUCCGUGCCACCGAAUGCUCCACCAGGUUUGAUGCUAUGGGGCAGUGAAAUGGAGGAGCAUCCUCUGUUUGGGCGCGGCGUCUGCAAGUGGCCCGGCUGUGAUGCCCUCGCUGAAGAUUAUCAGGCAUUCCUAAAGCACCUGGAAGCAGCUCACACACUAGACGACAGAUCAGCGGCACAGGCGCGGGUGCAGAUGCAGGUAGUGGCUCAGUUGGAGCUGCAGCUACGACGCGAGCGUGAUCGCCUCGCUGCCAUGAUGCGUCACCUGCAUGCUGCACGGGACACUACGCAUCAUACUCCUAAGCAUCCGCAUGAUUUUUCAGGCGGUGCAUCUGAAGGAGCAUCUCCGGGGCCGGUACGGCGCCGUGUCUCCGAUAAGUCUGGAGUCGCCAUCGCUGGAGAGAUCCAACGUAACCGCGAGUUUUACAAAUCGGCUGACGUGCGACCGCCGUUCACAUAUGCAUCGCUAAUCCGACAGGCUAUAAUAGAAUCUCCAGACAAACAGCUGACUCUGAACGAGAUCUACAACUGGUUCCAGAGCACAUUCUGCUACUUCAGACGUAACGCAGCCACUUGGAAGAACGCAGUUCGUCACAACCUGUCGCUGCACAAAUGCUUCAUGCGAGUGGAGAACGUGAAGGGCGCCGUGUGGACGGUGGACGAGGUGGAGUUCUACAAGCGCCGCCCGCAGCGCGCCGCGCACGCGCAUCCGCCGCCGCUGCACGCCGGGUUCAUGGGAGCUCAAAGUCCUCCAAUGAUGACUAGUCCCCACGGGUAUAGCGAAGCCCUCAAAAGAAACCUGCAGGGCAUGAUGGAAGAUUGUAACCUGUCAUACAUGUCUGGUGAAGACCAUAUGAUGCAGUCUGAGGACUAUCCAUCCUCGCAUGACGAUUACAGCCGGCCACCAUUGCUGAAUGGCUACGGCAGCAGCAGCUCGUCCCACGACGUGAAGGCCGAGGACUUGACCAGCGAGGCUCAGGACGUUAAGCCUAACAUCUAUGCACUUAAGAAUGAGAUGCAGGCAUCUGAUUAUUCUAACAAAGCUCUCUUUCCUGUAGACUACUCGAACUCGAACAAGGAGUCAUCUAGCAACCGUUCUGGUGAGACCAGUCCUUACGACGACUACCCUCGCCCCGAGGACCGGUACCGUCCCUCGAUGUCCCACAUCAAGGACGAAGCUGAGAACUUGUCCCUCAACGAACAGAGAUCUGACAAAUAAGAUACCUUCUGCGUACAAGUGUCAAGAAGUUUCGCACACAAAAGUGUAAACGUGUAAAAGUGUUUGUGAACAAGUGUAAAUUUACACUAAUUUACACUAACACUCCAGUGUCUGGCGUUUAUUAUCACAGUAUAUAAUACUAUAUUAAUUACGGGUGUAGAUCUAUUUCAAGUUAUUAGAAAUGGUGUUCUAGAAAGUGUAAUGUGUUCACUGUUGGAAGUUUUUAUAAUAAAAAAAUGGACGAUCUCGAAAUGAGGAAUUGUAAGUUAGAGUUAACCAAAUAUUUUUUUCUUUUAUUUUUAAUUGACCCGGUUUUAACGGGGUUUUGAAGUAUUAUAGAUUUUACGUUUUUUUUUUUUUUAUUUUAGUUUUCCCUUAGGUUUGGUAGCUGAGGUAGUUAUACUUGUUAGAAAUAUUUAUAGCGUGUAAGUGUUAGAAAGAUUUUAGAUGGAACGGAUUGCGCAAAUAAUCAUUGAAUUCAACGAUAAAUAACCUUAAAAGGUCCAUAUCAAUAUUUGAAUAAAAAAUAUUUAAUCAUUAUUUGUAAUAUACAAGUAAUAAGAACAAUAAGUAGUGACUAUUGGUAUGUUAAAGUAAGCUUAAAUAUACGCCAAGCGUUUCAGUUGUUUCAACAUUUUGUGCCCAGGAUACACGAAAGAUCUCAAAACAUUACAUUUAUUUCCAAAAAAAAAAAAUAAGAGAAAAUACAUAGACCGCUUUAUUUUUUUUACAUAUUUUUUGUGAUUAUCGAUCUGAUGUAAAGAUUAAACAUGUAAUUUUAUUUUCUAUGGCGUGCCAUGAUUUUUAAUGGUACCAUUUUUCUAUUACUUCAUUAAUUCCAAGGAAUUGUUUCUAGAGUAAGUUUAGAAUGUAAAUAUUUAUCAUGGAUUGUAAAAAUAUAAAUCUUUUUUGAAAAAAAAAGUAUGAUUAAAAAUGUAGACGAGUGUAAACUUUCACUUAACUAUUGCAUAUUAAAUCGUUCAUGUUGUAGAAAAAUUAGAAAAAAUAAUACUUAGUAGUAAAAAAUCACUGUAUUCUGAUAAUCGUUUUUGUUUUGUUUAAAACCUUUGGUUAUUCGUGCAUUUUUCGAUGUUGCAUUUACUAUAAAUAAUGUUAAGUGCGUAUUAAGUUGGAUUUUGUUACUUUUUCGAAAUUAUUCGGAGAAGGGUGAAAAUAACCAUAUCACACAUUAUAUGUAUACUUACUACGUAGAAACUGUAAAAUGAGUAUGUUAAAUGUAUAUUCGACUACGCAAUAACUUUGGGAUUAAAUAAAUGUAUACAUUAUAGCGAUGUAGGUGUGUCACAUUUUUACAUAAUAUACUUUGCAUGAAAUUGUUGAAAAAUCCGUGGGCUACGGUAAAACAAUAUUCAGUUUAACCUAGAUAUAUAUUAAAGAGGUAUAUUGUUAGCAGUUUGUCAUCCGCCUAUAGCCUGAUUCCCGCCGUAUGUAUUCGAAAUUUGAAUUUUAUCGUGGCCUGACGUUCCUUCACACGCAUUCGUCACAAACCAUAGAUAUACAAUUUCUGCACACUGCAAACUUUAGUCGGACGACAGUUUGUUAGGACUUAUAAAUCAGUAUGGACAUUAAUGGUAGUAUGCAUAUAACAACGAUCAGGUUUUUGGUCGGUAAUAAUGACCCACUAAAAACUUUAGUUGAAUUCAUGAUUUUCCUUAAAAAAAUGUAUUUUUUUUCAACCUGGCCAACUGUCGGUCAACUAUCUACAGGAUAGGAUACUCUUAAUAUUGCUGACUGAUUUCCCUAAUUAAUCAUAUUUUCCCGUUUACCACAUGUACUUACGAACACGUGUGAACCAACCCUAACAGUUAAGUACAAUAGUUUCGUAUCUCGUUGUAAAUCCACGCACGAAAAUAUUUGAAAAAACUUUUUGGAAUUGAAGGAAAUUGUUUACUUGUAACAUUAUUUUUUAUAUUAUUAUUAUUUAGCGCAGCAAAAAAAAAAAUGUUUUGUGCUACACCGUUGUGCGAAUUGUUAUUUUUUAAAUAUUAAUUUUCUUGUCAAAUUAUGUUCGAAAUGGAAGAGAUGGCUGCGGAUUCGUGCGGUGUAGUGUGAAUCGGCCUUUAUUUGCGUUCCGUUUUACGUAGAUGUUCAGCAAAGGGAGCUUUUGUUCAGUGGAGCUGAUGCUCGAGCCUACACGAAUACUUUUAUUGAAUAUUGUAAAUUAUACUUACUUAGUGUUGUAUUAAACGAAAUCAUUACAAUUA
Messenger RNA from Helicoverpa zea (corn earworm), 5079 nucleotides. It is a transcript of the gene FoxP, whose product is annotated as forkhead box protein P1. The transcript has 18 exons. The coding region runs from base 932 to 2854 and encodes 640 amino acids. Gene Ontology annotation, biological process: regulation of transcription by RNA polymerase II. Lineage: Eukaryota; Metazoa; Arthropoda; Insecta; Lepidoptera; Noctuidae. Gene Ontology annotation, cellular component: nucleus. The record is from RefSeq and is a predicted model, not a curated record. Gene Ontology annotation, molecular function: RNA polymerase II cis-regulatory region sequence-specific DNA binding; DNA-binding transcription factor activity, RNA polymerase II-specific.